This is a messenger RNA of Musca vetustissima, 3431 nucleotides long. It is a transcript of the gene flfl, whose product is annotated as serine/threonine-protein phosphatase 4 regulatory subunit 3. Gene Ontology annotation, biological process: protein dephosphorylation; DNA damage response. NCBI's taxonomy places the organism in Eukaryota, Metazoa, Arthropoda, Insecta, Diptera, Muscidae. Gene Ontology annotation, molecular function: protein phosphatase activator activity. Bases 48 to 3371 code for a protein of 1107 amino acids. The record is from RefSeq and is a predicted model, not a curated record. The transcript has 9 exons. Gene Ontology annotation, cellular component: nucleoplasm; protein phosphatase 4 complex.
UAAAAAAUUAUAUAAAAUAACAAACACAAACAAAAAUAUAUAUCAAAAUGACUACCGAUACCCGCCGACGUGUCAAAUUAUAUGCUCUAAAUGCAGAACGUCAAUGGGAUGAUCGUGGCACUGGUCAUGUUUCAUCAAAUUAUGUCGACAGACUGAAAGGUAUCUCGUUGCUGGUACGCGCUGAAUCCGAUGGUAGUUUACUUUUGGAAAGUAAAAUCCAACCCGACACCGCUUAUCAAAAGCAACAGGACACAUUAAUUGUUUGGUCUGAAGGUGAUAAUUUUGAUUUAGCCUUAAGUUUCCAAGAGAAGGCCGGCUGCGAUGAAAUAUGGGAGAAAAUAUGUCAGGUCCAAGGCAAAGAUCCUUCCGUGGAAAUUACCCAAGACAUCGUUGAAGAAUCCGAAGAUGAACGUUUCGAAGAUAUGUCCGAUACAGCACCGCCUAUUGAAUUGCCACCCUGUGAAUUGGCCCGCCUCGAAGAUAUCUCUGAAGUUAUCCAGAAUUGUCUGACCACACCAUUGCGUAAAGAAAAACUUUCCAUGGCCUUGGAAUCGGAAAACUACAUAAAAAAAUUGCUAAACAUAUUUCAUGUAUGCGAAGAUUUGGACAAUACCGAGGGUCUGCAUCAUCUAUUCGAAAUAUUUAAGAAUAUUUUUCUGCUUAAUAAAAAUGCCCUAUUCGAAAUUAUGUUCGCCGAGGAUACCAUUUUCGAUGUGGUCGGCUGUCUCGAAUAUGAUCCGAGUGCCACACAACCGAAAAAACAUCGUCAGUAUUUAAAGCAAUGGGCUAAAUUCCGUGAAGCCGUACCCAUUAAGAAUCAAGACCUAUUGGCGAAAAUCCAUCAGACAUUUCGUGUGCAGUAUAUACAGGAUAUUAUAUUGCCCACGCCAUCGGUAUUCGUCGAGGAUAAUAUGUUAAAUACUUUAUCUAGUUUUAUAUUUUUUAACAAAGUCGAAAUUGUCACACUGAUACAAGAGGAUGAACGUUUUCUGGUCGAUAUGUUUACCAUGUUGACCGAUCCAAAUACCAGUGACGCAAAGCGUCGUGACAUAGUCCUGUUUCUGAAGGAGUUCUGUAAUUAUGCCCAAAAUCUACAGCCACAGGGUAAAGAUUCGUUUUACAAGACCCUGACAUGUCUGGGUAUACUGCAGGCAUUGGAAAUUACGCUGGUGAUGAACGAUCAGAAGACAAAGGCGGCAUCAAUCGAUAUAUUGACGGCGAUUGUGGAGUUUUCACCGUUGGUAGUGCGUAAUUAUACGCUGCAACAAGUGAGUCGUACUGAAGGGGACCGUAUGUUAUUAAACAUUGCCAUUGAACAAAUGUUGAAUGAUUCCGAACCAGAAUUGGGUGUUGCUGUGCAAUUAAUGGGCAUCAUAAAAAUUCUAUUGGAACCGGAAAAUAUGUUAACUGAAAAGGGUGAUUUUUUGAAUUUCUUCUAUAAACACAGUAUACAAACUUUGAUAGCACCUUUGUUGCUCAACACAAUCGAUGAUCGUCCGCAAAACGAGGAUUAUCAAACAGCACAAUUAUUGGGAAUAGUUUUAGAUAUUUUAUCAUUUUGUGUCGAACAUCAUACCUAUCACAUCAAGAAUUUUAUCAUCCAAAAAGAUCUCCUCAAGAGAAUUCUGGUAUUGAUGAAGAGUUCUCAUACGUUCCUUGUUUUAGGCGCUCUAAGGCUAUUAAGAAAAAUUGUAGCAUUAAAGGAUGAGUUUUAUAAUCGGCACAUUGUCAAGGGUAAUCUAUUUGCACCCGUUGUCGAUGCUUUUAUACGCAACAAUGGUCGUUAUAAUCUCCUCGAAUCUGCUAUUUUGGAACUAUUCGAAUUUGUCAAAUUGGAAGACAUCAAGACAUUGUGUGUGUAUUUUGUUGAAACAUUUAGCAAAAUAUUUGAUGAAAUCGAAUAUGUUCAGACAUUUAAAUAUCUUAAGAAUCGUUACGAUCAGUAUCAGGAGCGAAUAAAAGAUCGCGAUAAGAUGGGUUUAGAUACUGGCAUUCCAAUUAUUCGUGGCGGUCGUUUUCGUCGUGAUCAAAGGCAAAUGGAGGAGGAGGAAGAAAUGUGGUUUAAUGAAGAAGAAGAUCUGGAAGAAUUGGAAACAUAUAAUUCCGUCAUGAAGUCUGUUACAGAUAAAAAUGGUUCACCCACAUCUCAGCAGCAAAUACAACAAAAAUCACCGCCGCAAAAUGCACAACAACUGCAGCAGCAACAGCAUAACACCAGUAACAGUAUGUUGAGUGGUAGUCAAUCUACCAAUAGUUUGAACAGUACAGCAACCGCGACGACGUCAUCAAAUCAUACAUCAACCGGUAGUAGUGGUGGUGGUGGCGUUGGCUGCAGUAAUUCAGCACUUGGUGACAAUAAUGCAGGCCUACAGACAACACCCUCCACAAGCAGCAAUAAUAAUGCCCCCAGCUCCAACAACAGCAGCAGUACUAGUAGUAGUAAUUGCAAUAGUAGUGAACAGCAAACGUCCGCCGCUCAUUUGGGUGCUGCCUCAGCGACAGCAGCAGCAAAUUUAUCUUUACAACAUCAACAACAACAGCAGCAACAACAGUCGUCUCACUCACUGCAUAGCUAUCAACAGCAACAGCAGCAGCAACAACAAUUGAAUCUGAAUAGCACUUUAGUUGCGGCAGCGGCCGCAGCUGCUGUGGCUGGUGUAUCAGCAGCGGCUAGUACAUCAACGGCAGCAGCAGCAGCGGCGGCGGCAGCGGCUGCAGCGCAUUUGGAAGCGCAACAGACGCAACAACAAAGUGAUAUUGUGGAAUUACAACAACAAUUGGCAGCAGUUGAACAGCAACAGGAAUUGGCGGCGUUAGGUGGUGGUGGCAGUGGCAGUGCAACGGCAAUUGGUAGCGAUGAUAGAGCAACGGCAAAUUCACCGACUGCCGGUGCAGCAAAUGCAACGUUAUCACCAUCGUCAGCAUCAUCAUCAACAUCACCGACUUCAUCAUCAUCAUCGACGGCUGGUCCAUCAACAAGUGCUCUGACAGAAGCUGCAGCUGCGGCCGCAACACAAUUGCUAUCGACAAUGGCCUCAAAUGAAGCUGUGGCAGCGGUUGCAGCAGCCGCAGUAGCUGCUGUAGCGGCCAGUGUUGAAGCGAAUAAACUUAAUAGUUGUAAUAAUGCAGCAGCAAACACACAAGCAGCAGCAGCAACAACAACGGAUAAUAAUAAGGAGGCAGUGCCGACAUCAUCGUCAUCAUCGUCAACUGCAACACCAGCAGGAGGAAACACAACCACAACAACAUUACCAGGCGAAAAUAUUCUAAAGAAGCUUGUUGAUUAUGGUAGUGAUUCGGGUGAUGAAUAUGAAGCAGAAGAGGACGAAGAAGAAGAUACACCACAUCAAAAGAAACCACGUUUGGCAUAGCAACUUUACCAGAAGCACCAUCAGCAACAGCAGCAACAUGCUGUACAAAAACAGCAGCAG